CGGCCAUUCUUCUUUUCUUUACACAAAAUAUUGGAAUGCCACGAUUAGCAUAUGCAAAAGAAUGUAAAGUCAAAUAAGAGAGGAUUAGAUGAGAGAUAGAGAGAAUCUUCUGUAAGCUGCUACUCCAUUUUCAAAAUGAUGAUGAAUAUAAUUAUCUAAUGACGAUGAAGCUACCAGGUUUAACAGUGAGUGACAGUGCCUUUGCUUUGUGUCCAAAACUGAUUACUUUCUGGCAAAAUCGAGAGAGCCGACAGUGGAAUCACGAUCCACGACUUCCCAACUCAACUCUCAGAUGACGUAGUCAGACAUCCAUACCUGUCAGUCAGUCAGUAGUCCCAGCCCAACACAACAAUACCUACGCCGCGCCCCUAGGCCCCCCUGCCUAUCCGAUCCGACGCCGUCGCCGCCGAUGGACAACUCUGAUGACCUCCACAAACUAUCUCCGGCUCUUCACGAACCCAUCAGCACGGCCGCCGCGGAACCCCUCCUCUCUAAACCAUAUUCGACUCUCGACCCGCCAGUAGCCUCCACUUCUGGACCUGAUGAUGAUGACCACCUAACUCAGUACCUUCAGAUCUCGUACAAUUACGGGCCGCGCUCUAUUAAAGAUUUGCCUUUUCUCAUUCUCUUUUGCCUCUUCGUUAUCUCCACGUACGGGUUCGGAAUUUUCGCCUCUGUUCACAGAAACCCUCAUCGUUCCCAAGUCUCGUCUUUCGUCUACAACACUUCAACUGCCUCUUGUACACUUAUUGCUGAUUUACGGACUCCAUUCUCCAAUUCCGGAACUGAUAAGCCCUUAUCUUUAAUUUCCCCCAGGUCGGUUCUCCUAUUUAGGGUGGUUGACUAUUCAUCGUUUUCACUGAAUCCCUCUUUGUUAAACUCCAUUGGGUCAAGUUUUUGGGAGAGCUUGAUUUGGACUCUCGUAAUCACUCUAAUUCUCAGCGCGCCAUUUAUCUUUUGCGUGCUUUUGUUGCUGAAGCACUACACGAAGCAGAUAGUCUAUGGUUCGCUUCCUUUCUUUGUAAUAGUCCCAAUUUUCAUUAACGUAUACUGGUUUGUAGCUUGCACUGUGAGUUCUAGGUGCAGUGAUGCUUUUCCUCUGGGUUAUCGAAUUUUUGUUCUUGCUUUCAUCUUCUUGGUGAUUGGAGUGAUUGUGUGGAUUUUUAUAGUGAAUUGGCAUAGAGUUGAGUUGACAGUGAGCAUUAUUGGUGUUGCUGCUAAUGCAUUGUCCAAGAACUUAGGAUUGUUUGGAGUUCUUCCAGCUCUGACUCUUGGUUUGAUUGUGUACUAUGUUCCCAUUGUUGUGUUUCUGAUAUUUGCAAACUUGAAUGGAGAAAUUGUGCCCAAAGAAAAGAAAGGAGAAUAUUUAUGUGCUUGGAAGCAAGACAGCUGGGUGCCGGCUUACUAUACGUUGGCGAUCUUGACAAUGCUUUGGUCUGCCACUGCCAUGGUUGAAGCUCAAGCAUAUGUGAUCAGUGGGACUAUUGCACAGUGGUAUUUCUCCAAGGAUGAUAUGAGGCCCAAGCAUGGAAUAAGAAGCUCCCUGAGGAAUGCAUUUGGACCUUCUUCUGGGACCGUAUGCUUCUCUGGGCUGCUAAUACUUGCUGUCCGUGUAGUGCGCUCUAUUGUUGACAAUGCAAGGCAAGAAGAGUCGUCCGGGAUUGUGAACCUUAUUCUUCGGUGCUGUGCCAAUGUCCUGCUGGCAGCAGUUGAUUUUCUGAACAAGUUCACCAUAAACUUUGCAGCCAUAACCGGGGAAGCCUAUUGCAGUGCUGCAAGGAUGACCUAUGAACUUCUGAGACGCAACCUUCUGUCGACUGUGUUUGUGGAGACAGUUUCGACUCGGAUAUUGGGUGGGAUUGUCCUCGUCAUAUCUGCAAUCUAUGCAAUAGUGGUAUGCGUUGUUUUGAAAGGUGCUGUACAUUUGGGGGACAAUGCAUACAUUGUGAGUGUUGCGGCGUGGAUAUUAUUGAUUGUAAUAAUGGGGUACUUGGUGCACGUUCUGGAUAAUGUCAUCGACACGGUGUAUGUGUGCUAUGCCGUGGAUAGGGACAGAGGAGAGGUUAACAAGCAGGAGGUGCACGAGGUUUAUGUUCAGCUUCCUAUCAGUAGAAGUCGUAGUCGUAGAGCAGCAGCUCCCGGAGCCUUACUUGUGAGCGAGUGAUCUUUCCUUACCUGUCCAUACUACAUUAAAGUGAUCAAUAAUUGGUGUGCAGUGCAGUAUAGUGAGUGUAGUGUAACUUGUCCGGAAGUGACACGCCCGCGCUGAGGUCUAGACCAGCUGUCCGUUGUGCGCAAUAUGUCCGGAAUAUACUAUACAGUAUGGAAGAAUAAUGCGGAACACUUACUUGCACUGAGGUAUAAGUCAUUAGUCGACUCGUACACAUGAGACGAACUAUGGCCGAAAAUCAAAGGCAAGAAUGUCAGCAUGUGGCAGUAGUGUAGGUAAACUUCACCUCCGAGGAUAUGUAUAUAUAUUUAUGCAAAUAAGGAUACGGGUUUGUUUUGGUUUUGAUCUUAUUUCGGGUAUGCCGUUAUAAGUAAUUAUA
Molecule: messenger RNA, 2549 nt
Organism: Andrographis paniculata
Lineage: Eukaryota; Viridiplantae; Streptophyta; Magnoliopsida; Lamiales; Acanthaceae
Exons: 4
Coding region: 410-2164 (584 amino acids)
Biological process (GO): transmembrane transport
Cellular component (GO): membrane
Molecular function (GO): transmembrane transporter activity
Source: RefSeq, a predicted model, not a curated record